AUGCCUGUCAGUCUUCAUUCUCACUCUGGCCAGUUCUGCAAACAUGCCACCGGAACGCUCGAUUCGGUCAUCCGGACUGCUAUAGACCGAGGUUUUAUCAGUUAUGGCCUUUCCGAGCAUAUGCCGCGAGAUCGGGUUCAAGAUCUUUAUCCAGAGGAGAGUGAAAUACAGCCUUGCGAACUCAGCGAGCAGUUUGACCGUUUUAUAGCCGAAGCUGGUCGACUCAAACAACUUUAUUCUUCUAAGAUCGGUCUUCUGGUUGGAGUAGAGACCGAGCUGAUCGAACCGUCGAACACCUUCGAGCUACUCGACCGGACCCUCGCUCGGCAUCGUGAUAUCUUAGAUUAUCUAGUCGGGAGCGUCCACCACGUCAACCAAAUCCCAAUCGACUUCGAUCGGCCAACGUUCGAUCAAGCCGUGCUGUCUUUUGACUCAAAAAAUCACUCACUCGAGCCAGUCUAUCAGCUUUGCGAGGCCUAUUUCGAUUCCCAGUAUAUGCUGAUCAACAAAUAUCGACCUGAGGUCAUUGGGCACUUCGACCUUUGUUUGCUCUUCAACCCUGACCUCGACCUUCAAGCAGCACCCGCGGUAUGGACUAAGGCUGAAAGAAAUAUCAGACUCGCAAUCUCCUAUGGAGCUCUUUUUGAAGUCAACUCGGCGUCAAUCAGGAAGGGGUGGUCGACACCCUAUCCAAGUCCACCAAUCUUGCAAUUAAUCAUAGCAUUGGAUGGCAGAUUGACUUUAUCUGACGACUCUCAUGGAUCCGACCGGGUGGGAUUGAACUACGACAAGAGUUUCGACUACCUGAAAGCUCAUAAUGUUCCAACCCUGUGGUAUCUGAUUCCUGCAUCUGAGGACAACCCAAUCCUACAGCCAAGGGGAAAGGUUUCGGCGGUACGAAUCCCCGGACUCUGGUGGCAGCAUCCGUUUUGGUCCCAUGUAACGUCACCAAAUUAUGUAACCGCAACUUCCGCCAGUGAUCAUUUUGAAGGUCUCAGCCAACAUACAUCUUCUUCAUGCUCAUCGAUGCCAAUCGAACUCGCCAGUCUGAACUUUCAACCAAGCCAAGAUACCAACAAGAAUCCAAAGGGCGAAAGAUUCAAAUGGAGUCAGUUCCCGAUUGAUCGAUUCACAAAUCAAACCUGGUUUAUUGUUUCAAGUUCAUUACCAUUUUGGAAAAAUAAGAAAAAUGCAACAAUCAGUUAUUCCAAUCUGGAUAACGAAGCAUCAAGCGUGAUGUAUGAUUUGGUCGAGUAUCACGGAUCCCUGACAGAUAAACCUAGCUCGAAACGAAAGCAAAUCGAAGGAAUUGAUCGGCCGAAAAGCGACAACAAUGAGGAGGACCAAUUAGUAGAAUGGAGGUGGAGAGGGAAGGGACUGUUGAGAUUGCUAAGUAGUGACUGGCAGGUGAUUGGGUAUAAUCUGUCGGGCUCAGGGAACGGGUUUGAUGAUGGGAAAAACUCAGGACCAGAUUGGGUGAUCACAUUUUUCCGCCAGACUUUGCUCACACCUACUGGGAUCGAUAUUUAUUCGAGAAGCCCGUCCUCUUUACCAAACCAAUUGAAGGAACAACUGCUUCAAGCCAUUCGUGAUCACCCAUGCAAUGUCGUGUCGAGCUUAGUUGAUUCGAUGUUUGAUAUACCUCAUGACCUCCCUUGA
This is a messenger RNA of Puccinia triticina, 1659 nucleotides long. RefSeq lists its product as uncharacterized. Bases 1 to 1659 code for a protein of 552 amino acids. Lineage: Eukaryota; Fungi; Basidiomycota; Pucciniomycetes; Pucciniales; Pucciniaceae. Gene Ontology annotation, molecular function: histidinol-phosphatase activity. Gene Ontology annotation, cellular component: cytoplasm. Gene Ontology annotation, biological process: L-histidine biosynthetic process. The transcript is spliced from 5 exons. The record is from RefSeq and is a predicted model, not a curated record.